Arachis duranensis is the source of this 888-nucleotide messenger RNA. RefSeq lists its product as uncharacterized. NCBI's taxonomy places the organism in Eukaryota, Viridiplantae, Streptophyta, Magnoliopsida, Fabales, Fabaceae. Bases 98 to 712 code for a protein of 204 amino acids. The record is from RefSeq and is a predicted model, not a curated record. The transcript has a single exon.
AAAUGGCUAUUAUAUAAUUAAAAUGUGGAAAUAGACCUAAACUCUAUAUACAAAUAAAACCUUCAAAUUAAGAAGAAGAAGAAGAAGCUCAUCAACAAUGGCAGCUAAUAGUUUUCAGCAACAGAAGCAGAGCCAUGGAAACAAGGUUGUCCCAAAACAACAAUGUUCAUCUAGAAGAACACCUUCAUUCUCCUCAUCAUCUUCAUCCUCCGUUGAAUCUUCAUCAUUCUACUACUUCCAUGACGACCACAACAAGAUUCUCCUCAGCCCUGCUUCUCCUCUUAGAUUCUCCGGCGGCGUUCCGUUCUCCUGGGAGCAUCUUCCCGGCAUCCCGAAGAAGCAGAGUUCAAAGAGAAUCCCCUCAUCACCUUCGUCAAUGAAGCUGCUUCCAUUGAUGCCACCGCCAACCAAGCACGGUAGCCAUGAUCAAGAAGCUUCUAGAAUUCGAAAGAAGAACUCCAGCUUCCAGAAAGAUCCAUUCUUAGCAGCACUUGUAGAGUGUUCGAAAGAAGAUCAAGAUGAAGAAACAAGAACAAGAAACAGGAAUCUGUGGAGUGGACCAAAGGUUUCAAGGAGUAUCAGUGAUCGUUUCGGAUUCACAGACAUUUAUGGUUCUUGUAAGAGAACUUGUGCUGUUUCUGAAUCCAUUGUUUACCUUCCAAGCUCUUCAUCUUCUUCGUCUUCUUCUUCAAGCCGCCGCAGAACUCUCUGAUUCUGCAUUCCCUUCUUAAUAAUUGUAAGAAAAAAUUAAACUUUGUUUCAUCUUUGUUACUACUAAUUAAUUAGUUUCUUAUUACAAUGUGGUAUGUCUUUGGAAAACUAAGUUAUUGUAAUAAUUUGUUAAUACAAAAUCAUAAGUAUAGGAACCAGUGUUUGCUUGGCAUCUUC